ACACACACAUACAUACAAAAUGAAGUACUUCAACAUCUGCCUGCUUUUCAUUAUCUGCGCUCUGUGCUACGGACUGGUGGCGGCCCAAGAUGAGGGCGCGCCAGCUGGCAACGCAUCGCCAGCGAAGAGAAUCGCUGCACUGCGUCGCCCCGUGGGCAAGGCGGCCAAGCCGACGACAACAACAACGCCGGCGCCCGCGCAUGACGAUGGCGCCGAAGAGGAUGAGUACAAUGAGGAGGCCGGCGCCGGUGAGCAUGGCCAGUAUGGCGAUGAGCAGGAUGAGGGAGCGGCCAGCUCCACAACGACCACAACCGAGCCGCCAAAAAAAGUGGGACCCGUCAUUCGGCCCUUCCGCUCCAACGAUGAUUUCCUCAACUCGCUGAAGCGCCGCCAGCAGAACGCCAAGAAGCAUCGCAGCGAGAAGACGCCCGCCAGCAAGCCGGCCAAGAAGACCGACGAUGAGGCCGCCGCCGCCGAGGAGGAGGAGUCCGUGCCGGCGCCAGCGCCCGCUUCGCCAGCUUCGCCCGCCAAGGGCUACAAGAGCAAUGCGGCACUCAGCCGUCGCAAGCUGGCCAAGCCCGUGAAGGCCGCUCAGCCGGAGCCCGAGGUGGAUGCCGCUGCCGAGGAAUCGGAGCAAAAGGAGGAGGAGCAGCCAAAGCCCAAGCGUCCACUCAGCAGUCGCUUGGCCUUGAGGAAGCGCAACUAAAAUAUAUAAAUUUAUAUAACUUAACCGUUAUCUGAUACACACACACACAGAAACAUCCCGCUCUCUGACUAUCUCCCUCUCCACCGCUCUCUCUCUCUAUCUCUCUCUCUCUCUGUCUCGCUCACACUCAUGGCUAGCUAUGGGCAGCUGCAGAUCUGCCGCUUAGUUUUUAGUACACAAUUUG
Messenger RNA from Drosophila montana, 890 nucleotides. RefSeq names its product myristoylated alanine-rich C-kinase substrate. Bases 20 to 706 code for a protein of 228 amino acids. NCBI's taxonomy places the organism in Eukaryota, Metazoa, Arthropoda, Insecta, Diptera, Drosophilidae. The transcript is spliced from 3 exons. The record is from RefSeq and is a predicted model, not a curated record.